AGACGAAGAAAAGAAAAGUAUCGUGGAGAGUUCCGUUUGUUAGAUCUGUCGUUGCGUAAUAUUACCGUGGGUGUCGUCUGCUGUUGUAUCAUUCUACCACUCAAUCUAUUUAUAGCCUUCCUAUUCAGACGCAGCAAGAUAAGUUAUCCAGGUCCAGAACCAGAUAAAGUUUAUCCAAGUGGCAAACAAUAUGGUGAACAAAUUUCAGAAACUGACGAAGAAUCUGUCCAACCUGUUAUGACCUACUCCAUCUUGGAUCAGUCUAUUUUAAACUGGCAGGGUAUACAAGAUUGGGCCCAGAAACAGUGGUUGAAGCGGCAGCAAUCGUUACGUUCUAAUGCAGACAGCGUGAAAUCGCGGCCCAACCCACAGCUAAGAUCACAGACGGGGGAAUCGGAGAGAGAUCCAAAUUCUCCGACAACGGAAUUAACCUCGACAACAAUCAACGGUCCAAUCAGCCCAUUAGAUUCUCCCAUCAGUCAUCAAACUAGCGGUAUAACUACCCAUAAUCCACCUAACAUCCUUGGUUCCACCUUGUUGAGCUCUAGUCCGCAAUCAUCACCUCCCAGUCCGCGACAUCUUCCACCAAAUUCGUGGAAUUUUUCCCAGGGUCCCCUGUACGGUCCUCGCUAUCUACCGACCUCCAACACCGUUAAUGGUAGAAACCUGUCAACCAAUCACGAUCUUCCAGUACUUCACGUUCCAGUCUUACAGAAUGUUCGACGGGGCUACGAGACAGAUCAGGCCUCAAGUGGAUUUGUGGAUGCUACCAGCCAAUCACAGGCCACUGCUGAGCGCACCAGAAUAAAACUUGUGUCUGAAACCAGUUCCAGUAGUCGACAGUCAAACACAGAAUAUGUUGAUAAUGGUCGAGGAUGGCGAUUAUUUUUACCGUUCUGGUGUCGAUAUGUAGCAUGGAGUCUAUGUAUCAUGAUUAUAACAACUUGUACUGUUGUCACCAUCUUGUAUGGUUUCAGGUUUGGUUACAGCAAGAGUAUCAUGUGGUUACAGUCCUUAUAUUUUAGUUUCAUGAUCUGUGUAUUUAUAACUCAACCCUUGAUGAUCCUCAUUAUAGUUAUAUAUACAGCCAUUACAUACAGAAACGAUCCAUCCAUCUUGAAUCACCAUGACGAUGGUUACUAUGGAGUGAGGUAUGAUGGCAAGAAGAAGAUGGAGGAGAAAAAGAACGAAUCACCAAGUGAAGAAUUUGAAAGGGGUGUAGCAGCAAGACAGAGAUCACGAUAUUUACGAUUUGCCCGCCCACCACAAGAAAAAACGUUGAUAGAAGCACGGAAGAAACGUAUUAAAGAGAAACUGGCGUGUUCUUUAUUUAGAAAUUGUAUGGUACAGCUGUUACUGGUUUUUUGUGUGGGUUUCAUGGCAUAUGGUAAAGACUCGUCAGCUAUUUAUAAUCUGAAUACAGCUCUACAUAAAAUAUUCUUACAGAAUGGUAAUCAAUCAUUUCAUUCUAUUAAAACAAUCCCAGAAUUCUAUUCCUGGUGUCAAUCUUCUCUACUGGAUAAUCUUUACGACAUCAAGACAUCGACAACCAAACCUGAGGGUAGUUAUGGGUUACGGAACAGUUAUCUGAUUGGUUCAGCUAACUUACGGCAGUUACGUGUUCGACAGGAGCCGUGUUUGAGUGAGUUUGCGAUUCCGUUACGCAUCAUGCCUGGAGUUUAUGAAUGUCGUUAUUCCUACACGCAGCAACAUAAAUCGUCAAAAACCUUCGGACCAAAUGACAUCUGGACCUGGCAACCGGCACAAGGUGGUGCCUCAUUAUGGGGAAAAUAUGGUUUCUAUGACAACUCUGGAUUCGUUACAGAACUGAAUGAUUCAAGGAAUAUAGCCUCUGAACAGAUAAAAGAGUUAGAAAUAUUGAAAUGGAUUGAUCGCCAGACUCGAGCUGUGGUUAUAGAAUUCACCAUUUAUUAUAUUCCUGAUAAUUUAUUCACGUGUGUGAGUUUAUUGGUUGAGUUACCAGAAUCUGGCGGAGUUUUUACUCGACCCUUUAUAUCGUCAACAUAUCUCUUCCGUUACGUGUCCACCAUGGAUAAAUUUAUUCUUGCCUUCGAGUUAUUAUUUAUUGUCAUUUCACUACACAAGGUCAAAUGUCAACUGGUUGCCAUGGUGAAGGAAAAGAAGAAAUAUUUUACCAGUUUUUGGAAUAUGAUUGAGUUAUUGAUGUGUAUAGUAUCUAUGGUAUAUAUAGGAUGUUAUAUAUAUAGAUAUAUACUGGUAUCAGAGGUGGUGGAAUAUUUCCGUAGUACAUACUAUCAACAAUUUAUCAACAUAUCAUUUAUUUGCUGCUGGAAUGAGUACCUCCAAGCUUUAAUUGGUUUUGUCUUAUUUCUACUGUGUGUUGACUCAGUUCGAUUGUUGAAUCAUAAUUCAUGGUGUUUAAAAGCUGUUAGUUUUUAUCAACGAUCACAGAGAGAAUUACUUUUAUUCACACUAUUGUUUGGUGUUAUGGUAAUGGCGUAUAGUAGUGCUGGUGUUGCGUUAUUUGGUACAGCAUGUGAAGGUUUAAUGGGUGUGUGGUCUGGUAUAUUCACCAUGGUGAUGGCGUUGACUGGCGUAUAUCCAGAAUCAGAUAUAAACCAAUCAGAAUGGACUAAUUUAUUUAUGUUUACAUAUCUAGUAUUUGCGACAGGACUUCUCUCCGCCUACGUUUUAGCUGUGUUAAGUCGCCGAGUAAAAUCGGAGAAAACAAUGGAAGUGUUACAGAUGGGUGUAGCAGAUUGUCUGUGUUUUCUGUGGGACAAGUUUCUCAUCAACAUGGGGAUUCGAAAAACACACCAGAAACAAGAACCAGAAAAUAUUUUGCCUGCUGAGUUUAUAAUGGCUGAGAUAGAGUACCAGGUAGAUGAGUUGUUAUUUAGGAUGAAUGCCCUGUCUGGUUCCAGCGCUUUACCCGAUAAACCCAGAACAUAUUUCACUGAUUCUGAUGCAACCCAACAUAUCGUCGGGGAUGAUGGGAUAUCUACCGGUGGCUCUGAGCAUGAUCAUAUGUUAGUUGAAGGAGAUCGUUUAGAACAUCGAGUACAACGUAUAGAGGACAAACUCUGUGCCAACGAACCUUACCUGGCUCAAUUACUAAAAUUAGACAGCGUUGGUGCUGAUGUUCUAUCACAAGAGAAAGAAAAACAACUUCGAUCUCAUCUCGAGCUGGAAAUAUUUCGACAGUUACAACUUCAACGUCAGGAAUCAAACGAUUUAACAGACGGGCCGUUGUUAUUGACAACAACAGAUAACUCUGGUCAUAAUACAGAACAAUCAAACACCCUAUCUACAGGUGAGUCCAACAAUCAACAAGAUACAACGUGGUUAGCAGGGGGCAUAACUGGAUUGGAAAACUUGCUUAAAUUACAAGAAUCUUUACCAGAGUCUAGUUCAUCAAGUCCCGACUCUACACACGAUAACCGUGGCAACAAACAACAAACUCAUUCAAAACAACGACCUAUAAUACAGCUUAAAGGCUGCAUCAAGACGGCUUUACUGGAAGCGAAAAAUACGAAACGUUCAUCAUCGUCCGACAACGUUUCUCCGCAAUCAUCUGAGAGCGACAAGGCUCAUGCUAGAACAGACUCAUCUUCAGGACAGUCGUCAAAUACUGGCAGUCUCACAAAAAAUACUCCGUCUGCACCUGGUAUUAAAAGAAAAGAAUCAGACAAACCACCUCUCAAAACCGCUUCUUCAAAAACUAACUCACCGUCACACAGCUCCUCCAUCUCGGCAAAACCAUUGCCAAAAAUUAAACCAGCCAUUCCACCUAAACCUAGUUUUAUGCGCGGAAGUCUUGCCGAGUUGAAAUCCAGUAAAAACAGUCCUAAUUUGCGGAAGUUGCGCCUGGCUCCUGACCGCUGUUCAGUCAAAGAGGCUGCUAGUGGUCAUGUGGGAGAAUCAAGUUCUGGUUCAGAACAAGAUGGCGGUCAUGCGUUGAAAGUUCCAGCUGGUAAACGUGCUCUACGUAAAACCAGAUCUCAAGGUCGUGGUAAAGGUCACGGUGAGAUUGCGUCUGCUCAUAUUCUCGGUGAUUUAGAAACAGACGUUUUUGGAGAAGAAGAAGAGGAAGAUAUCGAAGAUGAAACACAAAAAUGAAUUUUAAUUUGGAGAAAAAAUAGAAAUGUAAUACCACCUGUUGUUCAUGUUUUGUGUUUGUGAAUUGUGAGUUUGUUUUGAUUGAUAGGGAAAUCUGUAUCUGUCAUUGACAAUGUCUGUGUUGGUCUGCGAGUUUGUCUUCAGCAUUUCUGUUUUUUUAUAUGUGAUACAGUUCUCCUGUUCUUAAACAGCUGUUUUACAUAUUGACCCAAACUGGAGCUUCUAUUAAAUAUUACAAGAGAUUAGGGUUGAGGAAGGAAUAUUACAAGGGGUUGAGGAAGGAAUAUUACAAGAGAUUAUGGUUGGGGAAAUGAUUUCUCCAAUCUAAUGUUAAAUAGAUCUGUAUAUGUUAUAUUUUAAAUUUUUGAUGAAAUUUUUGAUAAACCAAUUUUAAUAUUUACACAUAAUUUAUUUCUUUAGUUUAUGACUCAAGGAGAAGAUUCAAUUUUUUAAACCAGUUGGGUUUUAUUUACUUUUUAUCAGAUAUAAAAGAUUUUUGUAAAGAAGCUAUUUUAUUAUAUACUGUGCAAUAAUAUUAUAACUAUGUCAAAUAGUACUUUAUUACUUUAUUCUAUGCAGUAAUAUUAUAAUUAUGUCAAAUAGUACUUUAUUCUAUGCAAUAAUAUUAUAAUUAUGUCAAAUAGUACUUUAUUCUAUGCAAUAAUAUUAUAAUUAUGCAAUUAUUGAGAUGAUAUAUUUAUAAAGUUUUAUCUCAAGUAUGUCUGAUCUUGUAUUUGUUGAAAUAUAUAAUCAUAUAUAAUAAUUAUUAUACUAAUCUGUCCAUGUUCACUUGUACAGUUCAAUCCAUAUAUGACUGGAUAGUAAAGACAAUAGAAUCGCCAUAUGCCUGGAUGGUAAAGACAAUAGAAUCACCAUAUGACUGGAUGGUAAAGACAAUAGAAUCGCCAUAUGACUGGAUGGUAAAGACAAUAGAAUCCCCAUGACUGGAUAGUAAAGACAAUGCAAUCCCCUUAUGACUAGAUAGUCAAGACAAUACAAUCCCCAUAUGACUGGAUAGUAAAGACAAUACAAUCCUCAUAUGACUGGAUUGUAAAGACCAAAUAAAAAAAAAACCCUAUAUGGUGCUUCUAUUCAAAGAUAUUUGUAUAUAUAGACCUAUUAUGUAUAUUAGAAAUGUCUUUUGACACGACAAUAAAAUUUGAGUAAAAUUUAA
Messenger RNA from Patella vulgata (common limpet), 5275 nucleotides. Its product is annotated as polycystin-2-like. Gene Ontology annotation, molecular function: calcium ion binding; calcium channel activity. The transcript has 17 exons. Lineage: Eukaryota; Metazoa; Mollusca; Gastropoda; Patellidae. Bases 238 to 4101 code for a protein of 1287 amino acids. The record is from RefSeq and is a predicted model, not a curated record. Gene Ontology annotation, cellular component: membrane. Gene Ontology annotation, biological process: detection of mechanical stimulus.